CUACCUGCGCCUGGGCCGCCAGUGACCUGGGCCGGGUCCGCCCGGUGGGCUGAGGUUGCAGAGGAGGCGGCGGGUGGUACGGCGGUGAGGCGGCGCGACGGGCGGGCGCCGACUCCCGGAGGCCGCCGUCGGGGCGAGGUGUCCUCAUGACUUCCCCUGCAGACCAUGUCUAUGAUCCUUUUUGCCUGUGUGGUGAGGGUGAGGGAUGGACUGCCCCUCUCGGCCUCCACUGACUUUUACCACACCCAGGAUUUUCUGGAAUGCAGGAGACGGCUCAAGACUUUAGCCUUGCGACUGACCCAGUACCCAGGUCGAGGUUCUGCAGAAGGACGUGACUUCAGUAUACAUUUCUCUUCGUUGGGGGAUGUGGCUUGCAUGGCUAUCUGCUCCCGCCAGUGUCCAGCGGCCAUGGCCUUCUGCUUCCUGGAGACCGUGUGGUGGGAAUUCACAGCUUCCUAUGACACCACCUGUAUUGGCCUAGCCUCCAGGCCAUACGCCUUUCUUGAAUUUGAUAGCAUCAUUCAGAAAGUGAAGUGGCAUUUUAACUGUGUAAGUUCCGCUCAGAUGGAGAGCAGCUUAGAAAAAAUUCAGGAGGAGCUUGACUUCCAGCCUCCAGUGGUUCUCACUGUGGAGGACACAGAUAAAGCGAAUGGGAUAAUGAACGGUCACACACAGAUACACUUGGAGCCUGCUCCUAAUUUCCGAAUGGAGCCAGUGACAGCCCUGGGUGUCCUUUCGCUCAUUCUCAACAUCAUGUGUGCUGCUCUGAACCUCAUCCGUGGGAUUCACCUCGCAGAACAUUCUCUACAGGUUGCCCACGAGGAAAUUGGAACUAUUCUGGCUUUUCUUAUUCCUUUUGUAGCCUGUAUUUUCCAGGAGCUGCAGCACACAGUUGGGAGUCGGGGCUCAGAGGGCAACAGCACUUUGGCGGUCAGCACUGCCAGGGUCGGCAAAGACGACAGCCAGGAGGGCCGGCUGUUUGGGGUGCAGCAAGCAGGAGACAGAAUCCUGCCCGGGCACAGGGAAGCUCCACUGUGCUCUGUGAGUGUGAACAACGGUAGAGGAAGAGAGACUUGACUCUCCUGCUCAGGCCUCCACCACUGUGGGCAGGUUCUGCCCGCAGGGACAGGGUCCUCAGCUGGGAAGCGGUGGUAACCAUCUACUCCCCCGGCAUGCUGUCAUGAGGAGAAAAGCCUAGUGGAGGAGAAUACUGGGUGAAUCCCCUGUUCACGUGCAGGAGGAAAAAGGCUUUCACCCGGUGAGAGGAAGUUCACGCUUUACGCAGCACAGUGCAGCCGGGUCUUCCAGGUUUUACAAAGACAGGCCUUUUAUGAUCCUGCUAGGUAAAUGGGCUCAGUCUUCCAGUCUAGAAAGGUGGUGACCUCUCUUUCUCCCCCCUGAACGUGCCUCUUGCCCUCCAGUCACAGAGCUCUUGCUACCAUUGGCAUUGGGCCCUCCGGCAUCCAGGGAGGCCGGUUCUGCUGGUCGAACCAAACCUCAAGUCCAUCCCUGAGCCAAAUGGGGAGAGCUCUGAGUCUCCCGUCUGGGAGCAGUGAUGUCAGACCCCGGUUGCUGGGGAAACGUCUUGGCAGGGAACCUGAGGAAAAGGGCUUGUCAGUAAGACCUGGGAAUGGCCGGAUAUGGAAACAUCUGUCCGUGUGUGCUGAUGGCAGAGCCGCGGCUCACAAGCGCCUUUUAUUUCGGGUCAAAUUAUCAAAUCCAUUCUGUUCUUCUAACCUGUGCUUGGUACGUGUGACCUUCUUUAACGCUUCUGUGAUUCUGGGGUUACUUCAGAAGUAUAUUUAAUGAAUUAUUUGUACGACUUGACCCCCCCUCCCCCGAAUUCUGUUUCAUUUAAUAGACUUUUCUACUAAGAGCGUAAAAGAUUGAGACUGAUUUAGCCAGGGCAAAACCAUUUCCUUCACAUAUGCGUUUUGAAUGCUUGCUGUCCAUGUUGUACAAGCUUCUUACUGUUUUCAUGUAAUAACAAAGAUCUAUUUUGAAUAAAUGAUGGGUAUGUUUUAACAAACUCUCACACAGUAGUAAAGCCUAAACUCGUGUUAAUAUAUGUAAAGAAUAUUGUAUAGCCAUUUAUAUACUAUGUAUAUAUAAAUUAAAUAACAUGGCUUCAGAAGUGAGAGGAGAAUAAAUCUAAGGUGCUUAUUACGUUGUGUGUAUUUGUGUAAAAAAUUUUGAGUUUUGGGUCCGUUUUCCUAGAGGGUGUGAUGUGGGCCUGGCAUCAUGGAGCGGGGGGUGUCGAAAGAAGUGGAAUUCACAUCCUCGUCUCCAAUGUCUAGACAGGUGCCAGGCCUCAGUCCUUAGCACCAACCCCCAGACUCCGGAAAGUGAUCGUGGGUCCAGGAAAGACCUUGGAAAAGCCAACAUAGCAGUCACAGAGCAGCCCUGGGGGCUGGGAGGCCCGCCUUCUAUGCAGGCUCUGCCCCUGCUUAUCUGUGUGCCUGUGAGCGGGCACUUGCCCUGCUCUAGGCUCUGAGCUCCUGGCCGUGCUCUGAGGGACCAUUGAGUUCCAUCUCCCAGGACCAGCCCCACCACAGAAUGGCCAGCAGGAGGCGCAGCUGCCAGCCGGUCGUCAGGCUCGGGGCCCAAGGGACUGCACCCUUUUACAGAGGUCCUCCCUGUAAGCAGCUGACGAAGUUCCCAGAAUGGAAACAGAUGCACCAAUUUUCUGCCCAUAUUUGAGGCGCGGUGGGGAAUGCAUGGUCCAAGCUCCUCUCUACCGUCUGUCCUGAUUGGGGGAGGGCAGAGACUUCCAAAGUAGACUCUUAAGUUACCGGGUUCUGGGAUUUGGGAGUUGGCAGAGCCUUUGGCCACCACCUGGUUCCACCUCCUUGUUGACAAGGUACUGUGUGCCAUCGGCGGCACCACAAAGAGUGAAGGGGGAUCUUGGCCCAUGAAAGAUGCCCUUCCGGCUCCAGGAGGGCCGGGUGCCGGUUCCGGCUACGGAGUUGCCUUCCUUUUUCUUGGGCUCUACCUCCUGACGGGGCCAGGGAGCAGACAACUGCCAAGCAUCCUUGAGCAGUGCCAGUGGAGGAGUGAGGCUCAGAGAGGAAGGGGUCUCUGUGGCUGCGCCUGGCAGGGAAGUGCUGCCUAAUUCUGUGGUGUCGGCUCCAAGAGGUCACUGGGUCGGAUGUGCGAGGCAAAACCGAUAAAGUUCAUUGAAGAACAUGAAGGAAAGUAUCUUUGUGACCAAGGAUGGGAAAGUGCUCUUAAAUAAAAAUGUUACAGAUACAACGCUUAAGGCAAAAUGAUUGAUGACUUUGGUUGCAUACAAAUAAAGAUUUCACGGGGAAAAUGAGUGGGAGAAGGUACUUAGAAUGUCUGAAGCCAGUAAUGUACAAUCAGUUCCCGUAAGUCAGCAAGAAAGACAGCAACCAGAAAGACAGAACAAUGAACAGUUUUCAGAAGAGAAAACCCAAAAAGCUAAUAAGCAUAGGAAGAUGUGUAAAAUCAUUAGAAAUAACAGAGAAGUACCUAUUAAAACAGCAGUAAGAUGUCACCUUGUGCCUAUUAGUUUGGUAACACUUAGGAAGCACCGAAUGCUGGAGGGAGGGAGUGGUUAUAGGACUUCAUGCACAGCCAAUCUGAAAGGCAGUGCCCCUGUCGUGGGCUGAACAGUGCCCUCCCCAAAUGCAUAUGUUGAAGCCCUAACCCCUACCCCAGUACCUCAACGUGUGUGCAUUGGGAGGUACA
Messenger RNA from Prionailurus viverrinus (fishing cat), 3711 nucleotides. It is a transcript of the gene SEC22C, whose product is annotated as SEC22 homolog C, vesicle trafficking protein. Gene Ontology annotation, biological process: endoplasmic reticulum to Golgi vesicle-mediated transport. The transcript is spliced from 8 exons. Lineage: Eukaryota; Metazoa; Chordata; Mammalia; Carnivora; Felidae. The record is from RefSeq and is a predicted model, not a curated record. The coding region runs from base 166 to 1077 and encodes 303 amino acids.